This is a messenger RNA of Gymnogyps californianus (California condor), 1077 nucleotides long. RefSeq names its product gem nuclear organelle associated protein 6 (gene GEMIN6). The record is from RefSeq and is a predicted model, not a curated record. Bases 194 to 697 code for a protein of 167 amino acids. NCBI's taxonomy places the organism in Eukaryota, Metazoa, Chordata, Aves, Accipitriformes, Cathartidae. Gene Ontology annotation, biological process: spliceosomal snRNP assembly; spliceosomal complex assembly. The transcript has 3 exons. Gene Ontology annotation, cellular component: SMN complex; nucleus.
AAAGGGCACUGUAGGCUUGGGAAAGCAGUGCAGCAAUACCAGCAGAGCUGUUCUCACCAGAAAAGCGGCUUUUGUCUCCCGAAUUGCGUAUUUACCACUGGAUCUGCGCCAGGAGCUUCCACUAGUACAGUUACUUGAGUUGGGAGAGUUGCACCUCUUUGUGACCGCGAUUAAGGUUCUGGAUGUAGGAAAUAUGAAUGACUGGCAGAGGAAAAGCCCUCUAGACUGGGAGACGUAUGUGAACAAAAUGGUGAAAGUUGCUGCAAUUGAGAAACAUGAAUAUGAAGGCUGGGUCUUAACAGUUGAUCCAGUUUCUGCCAGUGUUGUCCUUGCAACAUUCCUGGAGAAUGGAAAAGUGUCCAUAUCAGUUGUCUUGGGCCAUGCUGUCCAGGAGGUCGAAAUACUGAAAGAAGGGGACGAUGAAAUGAAGCAACGGCUUUCUUGCAUAUUUGCACCUGAAGAAAGCAAAGCCUACAGCCCAGAGGAACUUGAAAAGAGGAAGAACAACUUGAAGACUUGGCUAGAAACAAACCACAUCCCUGUAACAGAGCAAGGUGAAUUGGGAAGAACGCUAUGCGUGGCGGGGGUAUUAACUAUUGACCCACCAUACGGCCCAGAAGAGUGCAGCAGCUCCAACGAGAUUAUUCUGUCUCGGGUUCAAGGCUUGAUACAGGGCUAUCUUGAGAAACAACAAUGAUGUCUGCUGUUUAAAGCAGUUGUCUUUAGGAAUGGGUCUACCCAUCCUAUUUUAGGAACCUUUCUGGGUAUCAAUAUUCACUAUUUGCAAAAAUGCUGUGUUUAGGUCCUUUUGUCUGAUUUUUGUAUGUUAAGAAAGGGAUAAAACAAGCAGUAUAAACUAAAAGCACGAAGCAUUUUCCAUGCACUAUUUUCUAUUAAAAGCAAGCCAUUGGAUAAUUAUGAUGUAUUAAACUGAUACAUCAGUUCACUAUAUCAGUAGUAAGCUGAUAUAUCAGUUUAAUAAGUAUUUUUUGUAACAGUAUUAUGAAAGAUGAUAUAUGAUAAAUUUAAACUGUGUUUUCCUCUGCCUUUUUAAAAUUCAUUUAAUUAUCUAGUGGU